ACCCUAAACCCACACCAAUACCAUCUUCCAAAUCUUUCUCUGACUUGAGAAAAAAAAUGUCAGGUCUGCUACGAUCUCUAAAUAGAAGUCAGCUUCUCUACAACUCCAUUUUGUUUAACACUACAAAACAAAACAAAGCUCUGUUUAUAUCGAACUUAAACCCCAUCUCUCAAACCACAACAAGAAAUUACAUAGGAAAAAUGCGCAAAGCCGCCUUUCAAGAUAAAAUUCUAAGACUUCUCCGUAACGAGAUUGAAUACGAACUUGAACGCUCCCCUCCUAAACAGCCUAUUGCCAAAUUUAAUUCAUUCACAGUCGAUGAGCGAUCGGGAGAGCGGUGGAUCAGAUUGAACAGAAAAUUUGGGGAGAACGAAGAUAUUAAAGUUGAGGCCACCAUGUUUGAUGGAUCCAUUCCUGUUUCAAAAGGUGGUGUUGCGGCAGGUGAAGAUGUUAAGCUUCACAUUACCUUGAUUGUCAAUAUCUCCAAGGGUGAUGGUGAGGUGUUGGAGAUCACAUGCUCUGCUUGGCCAGAUACCAUAGACAUUAACCAGCUUUUCGUUCGAGAGAAUAACAAGAUGUCUGCUCAGCCUUAUGUUGGUCCUGAAUUCAAGGCAUUGGACGAUGAGCUGCAAGACUCACUUUAUGAGUUCUUGGAGGAAAGAGGUAUAAAUGAACAACUAGCUGUUUUCUUGCAUGAAUACAUGAGGAAUAAGGAUAGAAUUGAGGUCAUUAGAUGGAUGCAAACUGUAAAAUCAUACAUUGAGAAGCAGUAGAGAUUUUCUGCAAUGUUCUGGCUGAUAUUUUUGGUGGUAUUAUAGAAAUUCUGCCUUGUAAGUGAACUGUGACUGAUAUUUUAUGCAAAUUUGGUCGCUUGUUUUGGGAGAACAAGUAAGUUAAUGAAUGAAUAUAAUUGGUCUGGCUUGUCUCCCCGUGAGCUUGUAGGGAAGGCUUCAGAAUUUAUUAGUUAACAUAUCAUUAUCAUGUUGAAAUUUGUAAGAAUAGGUGAUCCAUUUAAGAAUGAAUACUUGUGCUGAUGUUAAAAGCACUUCCAAAUCUUACACAACAGUAUGUUUUCUACACUUCUACAGUGAUUGACUUCAAUUUUACUUUUCUUGUUCUUUUUUUA
Messenger RNA from Pistacia vera, 1126 nucleotides. RefSeq lists its product as uncharacterized. The transcript is spliced from 3 exons. Bases 57 to 773 code for a protein of 238 amino acids. Gene Ontology annotation, cellular component: mitochondrial matrix. Lineage: Eukaryota; Viridiplantae; Streptophyta; Magnoliopsida; Sapindales; Anacardiaceae. The record is from RefSeq and is a predicted model, not a curated record.